Molecule: messenger RNA, 3724 nt
Organism: Condylostylus longicornis
Lineage: Eukaryota; Metazoa; Arthropoda; Insecta; Diptera; Dolichopodidae
Gene: hb
Product: protein hunchback
Exons: 2
Coding region: 632-3562 (976 amino acids)
Biological process (GO): regulation of transcription by RNA polymerase II
Molecular function (GO): RNA polymerase II transcription regulatory region sequence-specific DNA binding; DNA-binding transcription factor activity, RNA polymerase II-specific
Source: RefSeq, a predicted model, not a curated record
UUAAAAUAAAGUUAUGAAACAAUUUUGAAUUAUUUUUUUUUUUACUUGAAAAAUAAUAUUUUUCUUUUCGUAAAAUAAAUAAUAAAUUUUAUAAAUUUUCUAAACUUGAAAUAAAUCAAUUCGAAAAACAAAAAAAUAAUUUUCUUUGUUAAUUCCAAAAAAAAAUACCUACAUUUAAAAAUAUAUGGAUUCGAGGUAUAACAAAAUUUAUUACAGUUAUUCAAAAUAUAACACAUUGUUAAAAUAAUUGAAGAAACGAAGCACAAAAAAAAAACCGGAAAACAAAAAAUUUUAUUAAAAUUGAAUUUCAAUAAUAAAAUAUUAAAAUGUUUAUAACAAAAAAAUUGAUAAUAUAAAGAAAUUAUAAUAACUACACACCUACAUACAUACUUAUAUGUUAUACAUAUACAUAUAAAGUAAAUUCUGUAUAAUAUGUUUUACAUUUAUACCUAGUAGCUGAGAUUUUAUUUUUUUUUUUAAUAAAAAUUUUUAUAUAUAAAAGUAUAACCCUUUUUAACUCUUUGACGACCAAAUAAGCGUAAAUUGGAUUAUCGAUUGGAGGAUUAACAUAAUAAUAUCAAAAAGAGAAAAAAUCAAAAGCAGAAAGUCUAAAAAUUUAAAGACUUUCACAAUGCAAAAUUGGGACUCACCAUUACCACCUGCCAAUUAUGAGCAUAAUUGGUACGGCAAUAUGUUUCCAGUUACACAUAUUAAAACUGAACCCCAAACAGUAUCACAACAAAAUCAACAACAAUCCUCACAGUCACCACCGUUAACAGUAAUGGAACAUUUAUUAAAACAAACAAAUAAUUCAAAUAGUAUCGAUAUAACAUCAUCAACAUCAUUAACACCAUCACCACGUCAAGAAAACAAUGAUAAUAACAAUUUUUUUGGUGAUAAUGGUAGUACAAUUACAACACCAAUGAAUAUAAAUAAUCCACAUUUACAUCCAUUGGGCUUUAAUCCACUGACACCACCCGGUCUACCUAAUGCAAUAUUACCACCAUUAAAUUUUCACCAAAAUCAUAAUGAUUUACAAAAUAUUCAACAUGAUUCACAUAUGCGAAGCCCUCCACCGUCAAAUAUUAAUAAUAUAUUAUUAAAUCAUAGUGAGUCCAUGGAACAGAAUUCACAACAAAUAUCAGAUCAACAAGCCAAUAAUUUGACAAAAUUCCAAUCGAAUGAUAAUAAUUCACUGACACCACGUAAUACGCCACCUAUGGAUAUUACACCACCAAAAUCACCAAAGCAUUAUAACAGCGGUAGUGAAUAUUUAGAAAAAGAUACAGACGCAAUAUCAAAUUCUAGUGAUUGUGCUGAAAGUGAUGAGGAUGAUGGGAUUCGUAUGCCAAUUUAUAAUUCACAUGGUAAAAUGAAAAAUUAUAAAUGUAAAAGUUGUGGUUAUAAUGCCAUUACAAAAAUUGCAUUUUGGACACAUACUAGAACUCAUAUGAAACCAGAAAAAAUUAUGCAGUGUCCAAAAUGCCCAUUUGUUACUGAAUUGAAACAUCAUCUCGAAUAUCAUAUUAGAAAACAUAAAAAUUUAAAACCAUUUCAAUGUGAUAAAUGCAAUUAUAGUUGUGUUAAUAAAUCAAUGUUAAACUCCCAUUUAAAAUCUCAUUCAUCCGUUUAUCAAUAUCGUUGUUCUGAUUGUGAUUAUGCUACAAAAUAUUGCCAUUCGUUUAAAUUGCAUUUAAGAAAAUAUGAUCAUAAACCUGGUCUAGUGUUAGAUGAAGAAGGCUUACCAAAUCCAGCUAUUAUAAUUGAUGUUUAUGGUACAAGACGAGGACCAAAAACUAAAUCAGUAAAUGGACGUAUAUCACAUAAAUCAAAAUUAGCUAACAGCGUUCAUUCUAUGAAUCAAUUAAAUGCACAAAAAUCAAAUUUAUCACCAUUAAAAACAUCAAGUUUAUCUGAUAUACGAAUAAAACCUGAAAGUAGAAUGAACAUGAUGACACUAAAUCAGCCACAACAACCAAUUCAACAACAAUCGCAACAACGAUUGCAAUCACAACUUUUACAACCAGUUCAAUUACAAAAUCAUCAAUUACAACAAAAUCUUCAACAAGUACAAUCGCAACCCCAUCAUCACCAACAAAUACAACAGCAGCAGCAACAAACUCAACCACAAAUUCCUCCAGCUUCAUCACAAAUACCGAAUUUCUUGCCAAAUCCUUUAGCAAAUAUGCUACAACAACGAAAUAUGCCAGCAUUUUUCCCGUAUUGGAAUUUAAAUUUACAAAUGCUAGCUGCUCAGCAACAAGCUGUAUUAGCACAGUUAUCUCCCAGAAUGCGUGAAGUUGCAAUGCAAACUUUAAAAAUUCAACAACAACCAAACGAAUCUCUUAAUAAUAUAACAAACGAACAGCAAAAAUUUACUGAAUUAAAGCACAAUAAUGGUGUUUUUCAUAAUGAAAACAAUGAAGAUAUUAAUACGAACAACGAUGUUGAUGAUGAUGAUGAAGACGAUCAUAGAUCCGAAAGUAGUGCUAUGGAUUUAUCGUCACAAGGAACUCCAACAAAGAUAGCCCGUUCUUCGAGCUUAAAUUUUGUUGAAUCGAAUAUAGAUUCUAUCCAAACUGUUGGAAAUAAUGUAGGGGAUAGUAUAUCAGAUAUUUCAACACCUACCACAGUAACUGGUUCAAGUUGUAAUAAUAAUAGUUCAAGAAGAAAGGGUAGAGUUCUUAAACUUGAAACAUUAUUACAAAAUAAAGAAUCUUCUAUAAGUAGUAAUGAUGAUUCUGUAAAAAUUCAUCCAAACGAAAUUGAUAUUAUUGCUGAUACUAAUAGAAAAGUUUCCGAUAAUAAUGUAAUGGAAUCUAAUGAUAAUAACAAUAUGAGUAAUAAUCAGUCGCAUCAUCGAAAAUCAACAUCGACACCAGUUAAUAACAACAAUAAUAAUAACAUAAAUAUUAAUAACAAUAAUAUUUUACGACCAUUAUCAUCAUCAUCUUCAGAUGAAUUAACUAUAGUUGAACAUAUACAAAAUAAUGAACGUGAAUCAAGACUAUCACCAAUAAUUCCUGAAUCAAAUAUCGAAUGUAAUAGUAAUAGCAGUAAUGGUAGUGAUCUUAUUAGUAUAUCAAAUAGUUCAAUAAAUUAUAAUCAAAAUAAUGCCAAUAACAAUAAUAAUAAUAAUAAGAAUAAUAAUAAUAACAUUUUUAAUAAUAAUAAUAACAAUAAUAUAAGUGUUAAUCAUAAAUUUAAUAGCAAUAAUGGUAAUCUAAAUAAUAAUAAUUAUAAUAGCAAUAAUAAUAAUUAUAAUAAUAAUAGUAAUAAUAAUAAUAACAAUAAUAAUAACAAUAAUAAUAAUAACAGUAAUAAUAAUCACAAUAACAGUAAUAAUAAUCACAAUAAUAGUAAUAAUAACAAUAAUAAUUCACCAUUAACUGGUAUAUUUGAAUGCAAAUAUUGUGAUAUUUAUUUCAAAGAUGCUGUCCUAUAUACAAUACAUAUGGGUUAUCAUAGUUGUGAUGAUGUAUUCAAAUGUAAUAUGUGUGGUGAAAAAUGUGAUGGACCAGUUGGAUUAUUUGUUCAUAUGGCAAGAAAUGCUCAUUCAUAAUUAUUAAAUUUUAUAUUAAGAGAAACCUUCAUAUUUUCCGUAUUUUAAAUUUAACAAUUUUUCUUUUAAUUUAAAUGAAAUUGCAUUUGUUUUAUUUUAAUCAUUUAAAAAUUCCAUUGUACAUAUGAAGAAUUUUGGAUUGUACAUGAAAAAAUUAUUUUA